CGGCCCCUCCAGUUGCAGGCGGGACCCGGGGAGGACCCGGGAAGGAUUGCGCGGUCCCGCCCCUGCCCUCGCGCGGCCCCGCGCCCUCUGUGUCCCCGGCGCGCCGGCUCGACAUGCUGCCCGACUGCCUGUCCGCCGAGGGCGAGCGGCGAUGCCGGCAGCUGCUGGCCGGGGCCACGGCCCGGCUCCGCGCGCGGCCCGCGGCGGCCGCGGUGCUCGUGCCUCUGUGCUCCGUGGGCGGGGUCCCGGCGCUGCUCUACACGCUGCGGUCCAGCCGCCUGGCCGGGAGGCACAAGGGCGACGUCAGUUUCCCAGGCGGCAAGUGCGACCCCGCGGAUCAGGACGUGGUGCACACGGCACUGCGCGAGACCCGGGAGGAGCUGGGGCUGGCCGUGCCUGCUGAGCGCGUGUGGGGCGUCCUGCGGCCCGUGUGGGACCGGCAUAAGGCCACGGUGGUGCCAGUGCUGGCCGGCGUGGGCCCGCUGGAUCUGCACAGCCUCCAGCCCAACCCCGAGGAGGUGGACGAGGUCUUCACGUUGCCCCUGGCUCACCUGCUGGAGACCCAGAACCAGGGCUACACCCACUUCUGCAAGGGCGGCCACUUCCGUUACACCCUGCCUGUCUUCCUGAACGGACCACACCGAGUCUGGGGCCUCACAGCCAUCAUCACCGAGUUCACCCUGCAGCUGCUGGCACCCGGCACCUACCAGCCCCGCCUGGCCGGCACCAGGCUGUCCGGCGGCUGAGCGCCCGGCCCUCCGCGGCUACACGCCAGGACUGAAUAAAGAGCCUUUGGCA
This is a messenger RNA of Oryctolagus cuniculus (rabbit), 798 nucleotides long. RefSeq names its product nudix hydrolase 8 (gene NUDT8). The record is from RefSeq and is a predicted model, not a curated record. Gene Ontology annotation, molecular function: coenzyme A diphosphatase activity. NCBI's taxonomy places the organism in Eukaryota, Metazoa, Chordata, Mammalia, Lagomorpha, Leporidae.